CUUCAACACAAAUCCUGGCCUUCUAGAUCGCGUGCUCGUCUUGUCAGCCUACCUUGACCUGAACUGCACUGAAGAAAAAGAGGACGACCCCAGGAAAAGCGGCACCGAGCAAGAGCAACCGAGCAAAGCUCUCCCUACAUAACCGACGCGGCCAGAGCAUCCUUGUCCUGGAAGCGAGGGCACCGACCGAUCAUCAGGACCAGAGCCACACGUACGACGGACACCAGCGCGAGCCACCGCACGAUGGAGGCGCUCGCUCCCCCCGGUGGCAAGCCGGCGCGGGCGCGGCGGGUCGCCAGGAACCGGGAGGAGAUGCUGGGCCUCCUCGCCGACUUCGACGGCGGCGACGACUCCAACCGCGAGCUCUCCUUCUCCGACCUCGUCGACCCCGGCCACGCCUCGCCGUCGCCGCCGCCGGCGCCGGCGCUGGCGCAUAAGGGGAGGGAGGAGGCGGCCGAGCAGAGGCGGGAGGAGGCCCCGGCGACGAAGCGGCAGCAAGCGGCGGCGGUGGCGGGGAAGGAGAGGAGGCUGCAUAGACGGCGGAGCGACAACAGGGGCAGCUGCGGGGGAGGCGCGGACGGCAACGGCGUGCUCCUCAACUUCUACGUGCCGUGUCUCCUCACCAGGAGCAUGACGGCGCCGCGGCCUGGCCGGGGGGUGAUGCCGGCCGCGGGGGCACGGCCGAGCGCGCCGCCGAUGGUCGCUGCCGGCAAAACCAGGAUGCAGGCGUCUCUGGACAUCGGGUGCUGGCCGGCGCUGUGGGGCAGAGGCCGCGACCACCACCACCGUAGCAAGCCAGCCUGAUGAGAGUCCUUUCUUCUUCCAAGCACAUACAGCCGAGCAGACGUAGUACAGUGCCACUCGUAGUCUGAGCCUUUUCGUGCAGCUAAUCUGAGCCUUCUUUUUUUUCUGCUCACGCCUGUAAAUUAUCUCGUGUUGUCGUGAACGUGGUUUGUGUUUGCGCCUUGUUUAAGGCUUUAAACUGCGUCGGUGCGGUUGUGUGAUCUCUCUCGAAAGGCGACCACGGACAGACAUGUCAACUGUAGGCUUUACCCGAUGGUGUUGAGAGCACGCUAUGUACUUUCCAA
This is a messenger RNA of Hordeum vulgare subsp. vulgare (domesticated barley), 1088 nucleotides long. RefSeq lists its product as uncharacterized. Bases 244 to 804 code for a protein of 186 amino acids. Lineage: Eukaryota; Viridiplantae; Streptophyta; Magnoliopsida; Poales; Poaceae. The record is from RefSeq and is a predicted model, not a curated record. The transcript has 2 exons.